This is a messenger RNA of Cryptomeria japonica (Japanese cedar), 915 nucleotides long. RefSeq lists its product as uncharacterized. The coding region runs from base 153 to 860 and encodes 235 amino acids. Lineage: Eukaryota; Viridiplantae; Streptophyta; Pinopsida; Cupressales; Cupressaceae. The record is from RefSeq and is a predicted model, not a curated record. The transcript is spliced from 2 exons.
UAGAAAACUUCCCCGAGAGUGGAAAUGCUUGAUGGCAUACCAUCGGCUAGCAUGGAAUAUUUUGUCUCUAAGCUCCGACGUUAUCCCAGUGGAAGGAUGGCAGGUUCAACUUAUUGCAUGGAUUUUCGUCUGCUGGCAAUGGAGGGGACCUCAUGACAACUCUUAUACAAAAAUGGAACAACCUUGGGGUUUUAAAAAAGUGGAAAGUUGUAGAGGAGGAUACAAUUGGGCCUUCGCUGAGAGAGAUUGUUGAACAAUAUAUUGAUGAGAGGUGGCCAUCUGACAAGAAGAGCGACAGUUUUCACGGAGAUAGCACCAUAAAAAAGAAGGAUGACGCCAUUGACAGUCUCCAUAAGGAUGUGGGUGUUAACUCCAGCAGCAGCACUAAAGAAGUGGAGAAGACAAGUGAAAGCUUGCCAGAGGGAAACAUGACAACAAUUUUCAGCGCGGAAGGCACAGAGGGAGAUGAUUAUCUCAAGGAAGUUCUUAGAAAGGUUUUGAGAGAGAAAGAAGAUAUGAGAGAAAUUCUAAGAAAGAGUUUGAAAGAGCAGGAGGAGAUGAGGGAAGCUCUAAGAAAGAAUUUGAAAGAGCAGGAGGAGAUGAGGGAUAUACUGGAAAUGAUCAAGAAGAAAGUUUUCGAAGAGGAAGAAGACAAAGGAGGAGAAGAAAGCUCACUCCAACAGUACACAACGGCUAAGGAGAAGGCGAAGGAUGAAAAGGAGGAGCAAGAAGAAUGGAGUAAACUGAGAGACACAUUGCGCAGCUUCAAUUUUUCAAUGGAUGGCAUUCAAGCCUUCCAAAAAUUUAGGUUUUACUGCGAACCUGGCUAUCUUCCAUGGCCAUUGCCCGAACUUACAUAAACCUCACCAAAUAUUCGUAUACAUUUGUAGUUUAGGCAGCCACUCCUCUCAUGGA